Molecule: messenger RNA, 768 nt
Organism: Trichophyton verrucosum HKI 0517
Lineage: Eukaryota; Fungi; Ascomycota; Eurotiomycetes; Onygenales; Arthrodermataceae
Exons: 6
Coding region: 1-768 (255 amino acids)
Biological process (GO): translation
Cellular component (GO): ribosome; cytosol
Molecular function (GO): structural constituent of ribosome
Source: RefSeq, a predicted model, not a curated record
AUGGCUGUUGGAAAGAACAAGCGUCUGUCGAAGGGCAAGAAGGGCCUUAAGAAGAGAACCGUGGACCCUUUCACACGAAAGGACGAGUACCUCGUGAAGGCCCCUACCACUUUCCAAGUCCGAGAUGUUGGUAAAACCCUCGUCAACCGAACCACCGGUCUCAAGAACGCAAACGACUACUUGAAGGGCCGUGUCUUCGAGGUCUCUCUCGCCGAUCUCCAGAAGGAUGAAGCCCACUCCUUCCGCAAGGUCAAGCUACGUGUCGAUGAAGUCCAGGGAAAGAACUGCUUGACCAACUUCCAUGGAUUGGACUUCACAUCUGACAAGCUCCGAUCUCUUGUCCGCAAAUGGCAAACCCUCAUCGAGGCCAACGUCACCGUCAAGACCACCGAUGACUACCUCGUCCGUCUUUUCGCCAUUGCCUUCACCAAGCGACGACCAAACCAGAUCAAGAAGACCACCUAUGCCCAGAGCUCUCAGAUCCGUGCCAUUCGUAAGAAGAUGACCGAGAUUAUGCAGCGCCAGGCAUCCAGCUGCACUCUUACCCAGCUUACCAAGCUCGUCCCCGAGGUUAUUGGUCGCGAAAUCGAGAAGUCCACUCAGGGCAUCUACCCUCUCCAGAACGUUCACAUCCGUAAGGUUAAGCUCCUCAAGUCACCCAAGUUCGAUUUGGGUGCUCUUUUGGCUCUCCAUGGCGAGUCUAGCACUGAUGACAAGGGACAGAAGGUCGAACGAGAAUUCAAGGAGAAGGUUUUGGACAGCGUCUAA